AUGUAUCUGUCUCCCAGCGAUGUCAGAAUGAAGUCCACAGAGUCAGAAAAAGAGCCUCCCCAGGCUGAGUGGGACAUCGAAGAACGGGAGCCUGAGAAGAAACUUGGGUAUAUGGAACCUUUGUUCUCAAUGCUCUACAAGGACGGAAUGUCUUCAACCAUCAAGUCGCGCCUUUCGAACUCGUAUCUUAUUGGCGAAAUUUUUGGCAUGGUCUUUUUUGGUGUUUUGAUUGAUCGCAUAGGGCGCCGGACGGGUAUUGUCGCUGCGACGGCCUUCCUGGUGAUUGGAGUGUCACUGGCAACUGCCGCUCACGGAAAUUCCCAGCUAGGCAUGUUUUGGAUGAUGAUCGUGGCAAGAGGAAUCGCUGGAUUCGGCGCGGGGGGAGAGUAUCCUGUCUGUGCCACCAGUGCCACAGAAGCUGCGGACGAGACAGCACAGCUACGAAAGCGACGUGGGUUCUUGGUUGCGGUGACGACUGACUUUGCCGUGGAUCUGGGCUUUGUCGCUGCUGGUUUAGUGGCACUGAUUGUACUUGCUUGUUAUAACCAACGAGGUUCAGAGGGGGUUUGGCGAGUCACGUUUGGGCUGGGUAUAGUGGCAAGUCUUCAAUUCUCGAUCGAAUCCACAAUUUGGCUCCCGCUGUCAAUAUGUUUCUUUCGGAUUCGAAUGAUCAACUCCACUCAAUAUCGAAAGCAUGCCAUCAAAUUAAACUAUCCAUAUUGGUUAGUUCUCCGCCGUUAUUGGAAACCAAUGCUUGGGACAUCAUUGGCUUGGUUCUGCUAUGACUUUGUCACAUACCCAUUUGGCCUGUUUUCUUCCACGAUCAUUGCGCAGCUCAACCCCAACAACUCAACAGUUCAAAAUAUUGGGUAUGGGACAGUGAUCAACUGCUUUUAUCUUCCAGGCUGCUUGCUUGGGGGUCUUCUCAUGGAUCGGAUCGGUCGGAAGCAGACCAUGACCCUCGGUUUCAUACUCUGGGCCGUAUGGGGCUUCAUUUUGGGAGGUGCACUGCAGCCAAUUCAACAAGUCUUCCCACUUUUCAUAAUCAUGUACGGUGUUUUUCAAGCACUUGGCGAGAUGGGACCUGGUGUCUCGACGUUCCUCUGCGCUUCCGAGUCGAUUCCCACCCCGUUGCGGGGACAUUUCCUGGGAUUGGCAGCUGCGGUUGGGAAAGCCGGUGCGUCCAUUGGGACCGAAGUCUUCACCCCUAUUCAAGACUCCUUUGAUUCAACCGUCCAGGGGCAGCAAGCCGUUUUUUUGAUAGGCGCAGCAUUCACAGUGGUUGGUGGUCUCAUUGCCUGGUUUCUCAUUCCUGAUAUGUCUCGAGAACUGGAGUCAGAAGACGCCAAAUUCAAAACAUACUUGGCAGAGAAUGGCUAUGAUGUGAGCAUGUACGGGGAGGCAUUGGUCAUCAACCCGCGUACCUCGAGCUGA
This is a messenger RNA of Penicillium brevicompactum, 1434 nucleotides long. RefSeq lists its product as uncharacterized. Gene Ontology annotation, cellular component: plasma membrane. NCBI's taxonomy places the organism in Eukaryota, Fungi, Ascomycota, Eurotiomycetes, Eurotiales, Aspergillaceae. The transcript has 8 exons. Gene Ontology annotation, molecular function: carboxylic acid transmembrane transporter activity. The record is from RefSeq and is a predicted model, not a curated record. The coding region runs from base 1 to 1434 and encodes 477 amino acids. Gene Ontology annotation, biological process: transmembrane transport; carboxylic acid transport.